ACACUAAUGGCACAAGAAAAUAUUGUGACUCCCCUAUGUUAACCUGAAGUUGGCACCAGUGAAUAGAAGUGAUGACAAAGAUUUGUCAAAGACACACACACCCCUCCUACUGUAGGACAUUCUAAAGAGAGGCCACGAGAUUUUGCAUUUAAUGCGCUAAGAUGUUGCCAAGAUCAACUGGUCUUGUUACUUUUAUCUUCUUUCAAGUCUCAUUCUGUUUUGCACUGUUAGGGAGUAAUUUCUUGAUUUACGACAAAAAUGUAAACAAAUGCCUAAAAGGCUAUCAGCCUCUAAAGCUGUUCUACUGUGAUUCCAACCAACUGAAUCAACAGUUCCGCUGGACAUCCAACGACCGCAUCCUUAAUGUUCAGAUGAGCAGAUGUCUGGGAGCUGGGAGCAAAGCGGACGGCUCAGGCCUGCAGUGGUACAUCUGUGAUGAAACAAGUGAUCUCCAAAAGUGGGAGUGCAAGAAUGGCACACUGUUAAAUCUGAAGGGAACAAAUCUUUUCUUAUCUCAAGAUGAAAACACAGUUCUGAAACUCACCCAAGACAUUGGAGCUGCUAGUCAGUGGUUAAUACAUGGCACUGCAGAGGGCCUUUGCUCACAGCCAUACCAAGAGCUGUACACAAUCAAGGGGAACGCCUUUGGUCGGCCAUGCCACUUUCCUUUCCGAUACGAGGGGAAAUGGUACUCGGACUGUAUUACCAAGAAAUCAACUAAUCGUCUGUGGUGUUCGACUGACAGAGACUAUCAGCAAAAUUGGGGGUACUGCCCCACUAAAUCAUCAGAACGCUGGAAUACAAAUCCACUGACUGGCGUCUUGUACCAGGUCAAUGAAAACUCCGCCCUCACUUGGCACCAAGCCAGGAGGAGCUGCCAGCAGCAGGACUCAGACCUGCUGAGUAUAACUGAGCCCCAGGAGCAAACCUUCAUAUCAGGCAUCACAGGUGCGUUUAAAACAAUAUUUUGGAUUGGACUGAACAGAUUAAAUACCGAGAAAGGAUGGCAAUGGACCAAUGGAGAGCCGUUCCGUUAUUUGAGAUGGGGCUCAGGGCAGCCUAACAGAGAACAUGGAUGGUCCUGUGGCGCUCUUAGCACCAUGGAAACUUAUAGCUGGCAAAAUAAAUUGUGCUCAAAAAAGCUUGGCUAUAUUUGCCAGAAAGGAACUCCAAAACCCACUAGCCCUCCAGGCCUCCAGGUUUCUUGCAGUGCUCCAUGGAUUCCAUAUGCAGGUCACUGCUAUUUUCUGAAUCGUACAAAGAACACAUGGAAGAAUUCUAACACUCAGUGUUUGAAUGCCGGUGGACAUUUAGUGAGCAUUCAUGACAUAGAGGAGCAAAGCUUUGUGCUCUCACAGCUGGGAUACAUGGAGACAGAUAAGCUGUGGAUCGGUCUGAAUGACCAAAAGACACAGCUGCUGUUUGAGUGGAGCGAUCAGUCUCCCGUCACGUUCACCACAUGGGACACUGAGGAGCCAUCUCACCACCACUCUGUACUGGAGGACUGCGUCCUGAUGGGGGGCAAAGAUGGGCAGUGGAGUGAUGAAGUCUGUGCGAGCAAGUAUGGCUUCAUCUGUAAGAAGACAGGGGACUCCACAUCAGACACACACAACGAUGCCCAAAGUGGAGGCUGUAAAACGGGAUGGAUCAGGCAUGGCUAUAACUGCUACUUUGUUGGCGCACAAACAAACACAUUUGAAGAAGCAAAAGAAAUUUGCAAAAGGAGUAGUGCCUAUUUGGUAGAUGUACAAAACAGUGCAGAGAAUGCCUUCCUCAUCAGCCUGGUGGGAGCCAGACCAGAGAAGCACUUCUGGAUUGGGUUGUCUAACCAAAGAGACCGUUACACAUUUGAAUGGUCCAACUCACGGAAUGUCCCCUACACUCACUGGAAUACACGUAUGCCAGGCCAAAAGCAGGGUUGUGUGGCCAUGACGACUGGGACUUUGGCCGGACUGUGGGAUGUGCUGAGCUGCUCCAACAAGGAGAAGUACAUCUGCAAGCACCAGGCCCAGGGAGUGGUGACCACCCCAGCCCCACCUACCUCACCCGCUCCCAGCUGUGCAGAGGGAUGGAAACCCCUGGGAGUCAGACACUUCUGUUACAAGUUUUAUGACAUGGAUUAUUACGAGAAGAAGACCUGGUUUCAAGCGUUGGAUUUCUGCAGAUCCAUUGGUGGGGAUUUGAUCAGUAUUCAUAAUCAUUUCGACAAUUUCUUAACUGGAGGAGGCUACAGAUUUGAUGCUUGGAUUGGCUACAGUGCUCAAGAUCCCAGUGUUGGCUACACAUGGGCAGAUGGGACAGCGUCUUCCUAUACAAACUGGGAAUCUGGAGAACCAGAUAAUAAACAUAAUAUGGAAAAUUGUGCAAUGACAGAUAUGUUAUCAAUGAAAUGGAACGAUCGUAGCUGUGAAGUAAAGGAAAACUUCAUUUGUGAAAUAAAUAAAGGAGUUACUCCAAAGAACCCUGCCAAUUUUACAAUUCCUGAACACAAUGUCACUAAGGAUGGAUGGAUCGAAUUCAGUGGUCACCAGUACUACGUUUAUGAGGAAACAUAUGAAUACGACAUUUAUGAAGCUCGGACAUUCUGCAAGAAAGGCCAUGGUGACCUUGUUGUAAUAGAGACUGAACCAGAGAGGCUGUUUCUCUGGAAACUGAUAUUAAGGCAUUGGGGUUCAUUUUAUAUUGGAAUGACAAUUGAUAUCAAUCUCAAUAUGCAGUGGAUAGAUGGUACUGAAGUGAUUUAUGACCGUUGGAAUGAAGAACAACCACCAGAUGAAAUAAGUGACGAAACCUGUGUGAUAAUGAAUGUCGAAUAUGGUCUCUGGUCUGUCGCGUCUUGUAAUGGAGGAAGUGGAUUCAUCUGUGAGCGUCAUGAAACUCCUCCUGUAAAUGCGACUCUGGCUCCUACUGAGGCUCUUGAAGGAGGCUGUGUCCCGGACUGGACCAAGUACAGACAAUAUUGCUACAAGACUGAAUUUUCUUCAAAAACCUGGAGAGAGGCUCAGCUCAUCUGUGUAGAAGAAGGUGGAAAUCUGGUAUCUAUAAAAAGCGAAGAGGAACAAGCCUUUGUGACUACUAUGAUGUUGAAUGCUCCUGGAGAUUUAUGGAUCGGGCUGAAGUCUUCCUUGUCAGUCUUGUGGUCAGAUGGGAGAUCUGUGACCUUUACAAACUUUAAAAGGAGGCACUCUUCAGACAUGUAUCAGUCAUGGCAUCGUUUUCAUGGGAAACUGUGUUAUAAGAUGAGGCUUUCUCCCAGUGCUGUGACUGGGCAGUGGAGGCCAGCAGUUUGCAAUGACACCAAUGGAUACAUCUGCAAAAGAGCCAUUGACAGCCACAUUGUCCCACAGACGACAGUUCUGCCCCAAUCAUACAUCAAGAUUGGGAACGACUCCUUCAAGGUGGAGUCAAACAAUCUGACCUGGUGGGAGGCCAAGAAGAGGUGUGAGGCAGAUGGAGCCCAGCUGGCCAGCAUUCGGGACAGCAUCACCCAAGCCUACAUAGAACUGCAACUCCGCAAACUCAAGCAGCCCAUGUGGAUUGGCCUCAAUAAAAAUAUGACAGGUGGUUACUUUAGAUGGACAGAUGGCUGGUCAUUGAAUAUGGCAAGCUGGAACCGUCAAGAGCCCCGAGGCCAGUUGUCCUGUGUGUCUGUGGACAUGGAGGGAUACUGGAAUACUGGCCCUUGUAAUCAAUCCCUACCCAGUGUAUGCAAAACGUCAAUGGACAUUGCACCAACUCCUGAUACCCAAUACCCUGGAGUGUGCCCAGAGUCUUCAGAGGAUGAAACAUGGUCUCCUUUUAGGGGCUAUUGCUAUACAAUUAUCCAUGACAAAGAUAUAUUAUCAAUAGCCUCAAUGUCAUGCAUGCAGAGAGGUGCAUCUCUGCUCAGCAUUGAGGAUCCUGAGGAAGCUAAGUUUAUAAACGGCUUGCUGGAGAUGAUACAAGACAUAUAUGAUUCUGUCUGGAUUGGCCUGUACAAAAACCUCAGAGGUCAGUGGCAGUGGCUGGACAAGACUGUGUUGGACUAUAGCAACUGGGCGGACAAUGAUGACUGGGAAGAAGAUUCCAACUAUGCAUUCAUCUCAACAUCAGACUUUAAAUGGAGAAAUGCAUAUCGAUACUCAACUAGAGCAUACAUCUGUAAAAUUGCCAAAGUACCUAUUUCUGCCAACUCCACAGCAAAACCCGGUCCUCAAGACACUCAUCGCAAUUUUGCCAUGGUUGUUCUUGUGGUCAUUAUUGCAGUGGUCAUUUUGCUGGGAAUUGCGGCCUAUAUGUACUACAAAGGGUAUAGACCAACUCUGCCCAGUCGUCCUAACUUUGACAACCCACUAUACUUCAAGGUGUCAACACUAGCAGAUCUAGAUAACAAGAAUUUAACACAUGAUGUUGAAUUAGAAUAAUUUGUGUACACUGACACACUGUGUUCACCUCCAGGUGUAAGAAUUCAUGCAACUUGAAUAUUGCGAUGUGCCUCACAUUUGGGCAAGGAGCAAGCAGAAAAAAAAGUGAGGUCCUGAACUUCUUCUAAGGCUUAACUAAAAAGUUAGAAAAUAGCCUAGUUCAAUGUUUGGGUCGUGGCUUGGCUACCUCUCAUAGCUAAGUCAGGAGCAAGUUAUUCAGCUAACUAUAACACAUCAUCACAUCACAUAUAGGCCUACUCAAUCAGUUUCCACCAAUGAAUACCCAUGUUUUGGAGGUGAAAAAAGGCUGUCAGUGUGAAUGCCUGUGUAGCCUGACAGUUAUUGUUAACUGCUAGCAAAAAUGUACGUAAGUAAGCAUAUGUUUGAAAGGAUCCACUGAUGCUUUAUUUUAGUUUGUAAAAUUUUGUUGAAAUAAAGCGUUUUUUGUGAACU
Molecule: messenger RNA, 4856 nt
Organism: Alosa alosa (allis shad)
Lineage: Eukaryota; Metazoa; Chordata; Actinopteri; Clupeiformes; Clupeidae
Product: macrophage mannose receptor 1-like
Exons: 30
Coding region: 162-4403 (1413 amino acids)
Molecular function (GO): signaling receptor activity
Source: RefSeq, a predicted model, not a curated record